AUGCAAUGGGGCUCAUGGGACUUUCCUGGUUUAGACGGUGAAAGCCAGAAUUUGGAAGCACCAGUGGGUGCGGAUGCAGCUGGAAAGUACGAGCAGGAGCUUGUACACCAAAAACCAAGUGCUGAACGUUCAUAUUCUUCAGUCGUUAGUAACACGAGUGCUUCCCUUCCUCAGAAGAAGUGGAGCUCUCUAUUCAAAACUUCAACCACUUUUGAUACCUUAAAAGAAAAUGAAGAGGAUAGUACUCUAGCUUCAGAGUUAACAGCUCCUCAUUCUGAUCACAACAUGGAAUGGGUGUCUCCAUGUGAUGCACCUUAUCCAGACACAGAAAACCAGCUUUUGGAAGCUCAUGCAGAUGAGUCGGUUGUAGAGAAACAUGAUAAUGAACUUAUAGGCUUGAAAUCAGAUUGUAAAUAUUCGUACACUUCUUCUCCUCUGACAGAAGCAACUGGUUCUGUUCCAUCGGCCACUUCAUUUGAAACUCUACCCUCUGCUGGUACAAGACAGGAAGAAGAAUAUCCUAAGAGGGUGGAAUCAGAUUUGAAUCUUCUACAUUCAGAUGAGUCCAAUAUGGGAUGGGAAUCAUUAGCUACACUUCAUUUGGAUGGAGAAAGCCAGACUUCCGAUACAGAGUCUGUUAUAGAUAAGUUGAUUCAGCAAGGUGAAGCAUUGAAGGCAUCUCAACUGAAACAAAUUCGGAAAAUCAGCUCUCUGGAGCAGAAGCGGGUAUGA
Messenger RNA from Cornus florida, 732 nucleotides. RefSeq lists its product as uncharacterized. The transcript has 2 exons. The record is from RefSeq and is a predicted model, not a curated record. Bases 1 to 732 code for a protein of 243 amino acids. Lineage: Eukaryota; Viridiplantae; Streptophyta; Magnoliopsida; Cornales; Cornaceae.